Molecule: messenger RNA, 1914 nt
Organism: Knipowitschia caucasica
Lineage: Eukaryota; Metazoa; Chordata; Actinopteri; Gobiiformes; Gobiidae
Source: the annotation of a GenBank genome assembly
AUGUUCUGUGGAGCAGGUUUGUGUCUGCGCCACACGCGGCUGCUGCAGAGACACUGCGAACUGACAAAGGUGAAGAUGGAGGUGGUCUCUGGAGAGGCCCAGACGCUGCAGGUGUCCUUCCCCGCCGUCAGGGCCUCGGUGCUGGACAGUCUGAACCGUCAGCGGGAGGAGGGGCAGCUGUGUGACCUGUCCAUCCACGUCCAGGGACAGGUGUACCGGGCCCACCGCUGUGUCCUCGCCGCCUCCUCACCGUACUUUCACGACCAGGUCUUGCUGAAGAACGUCACGGCGGUCUCGUUGCCGUCGGUGAUGGAUCCCGUGGCCUUCGAGAGCGUCCUGAGCUCCGCCUACACGGGGCAGCUCACCAUAGUCCAGGACGACAUCGUGAACUACGUGACGGUGGCCAGUUUUCUGCAGAUGUGGCACAUUGUCGACAGAUGCACCGAGAUUCUGAAAAGGUCCCGCCCUUCCUCAGACGUGCCUCCGGGGGGCGCCGUCUCCCGCCAGCAGUCUCCCAGCAGCACAGACUGUUUGUACUCAGAGCGAGAGGGGAGGAAGAAGGAGAGACAGCCCGACGCACUCCCUCCUCUGGCCACAUGGAGGCGACCACAGCAGUUUCUGAGGUGGGGACGUCCAAAGUCUUCGGCGGGACAACAGACGGCGGACUCUCAGCUCGAUGAUAAACCCGUUUACAUCGACAGCAGCGAUUACUCCAGCUGUGAAGAGCCGUGGGUUUCGAGUCAAGUCAAAACUACUCCCAAUGUCCCGGACGAGCUCGGACACAGCAGCAAAAACCACGGGGUGCAACUGAACGAAGACGUGGGAAAGCAGAGAGUGAGACUUCAGCAGAAGAACAGAGAGAGUGAAGAGUGUGACAUCACUCCAGUCGGAAAGAGUAAUAAUGACAGAAAGGAACCGGAGGCUUUCGGAGGUGGAGAGGAGUCGAAAGUCGAGCAGUGCGACUUGGCGGCUGCUUCACCAAUGAACCGAGCCUCGAUAGUGAAGGUACAUUUGGACAGCGACGGCUCCUCGGACGCCGCCUCCUCUGUGGGCCAGAACCAGACCAACGCUCCGGGGCGAAUCCAGUGGCAGAUUCAGACUUGGUCGCAACAAACGUCUCGGUGCCAGGACGGCGACACGGGGAGAAGCCACGUAAACGCCGAGGAUGACGCCGCAGACAUGGGACAUUACGGAGAAAACAACUUCAGCCGCAAUACUUUUAACGAGAUCGAGAAGGAGAGCGGACAGAUCUCACAGCGACAGUUGGCGUCUCCCGACUUUCAUUUAACGGGAUCCGACCCCAACUGGCCUUCAACCAGCGCCGGGCAAGCUCCUUCUUUAACUCCUACAUCCUCGUCCGCCUUCCUAUCUCCUUCUUCUCCUCCCAUGCCAUCGUCCUCAUCUUCCAUACCCUUCCCCGGGGCUGCGUUCACUGGGAAGAUCCACUACUGCCACUGCGGAAAAGCCUACGCCCUGAAAAGCAUGCGCGAUCGCCACGUCAAGAUGCAGCACCUGAACCUGCGCCCGUUCGGCUGUCCGGUCUGCAACAAGUCCUUUAAGAUGAAGCACCAUCUGACCAAGCACCUGAAGACCCACGGGGGACUGCGGCCGUUCGAAUGCAGCGUCUGUGGGAAGAAGGUGAUCUGGAAAGACAGUUUUCUACGGCACCAAGCGAGAUGCCAACGCCUGGCUAACAACAGCGCGGCCGCAGAAGAAGGGAGUAACUUUGGCUUUGCGUUUGAGGACGGGGAGGGCUUCCUGGCAGCGGGCGGGCAGAUAAAAGUAGAAGAUGGAGGGUUUGAAUCUGUCGACGGGAUGGAAAGGUUACUGGUGUCGAGGAUCGUGAACGAUUUGCAGACGGAAAACGCCAGGAGCCAUGUGUUUAAAGAAGAGGCGAGCGAGGGUUUUGGCUGA